GCGGUCACGUUACUCGGCCGCGCCGGGCGGAGUUAAAUAGCGGAUGUGUGCCGCACACCGGCAUUUUACACCGGCUCCAUGCGCACCGGACACAUUGAGAAGAGUUCAGCAAAUUACACGCAAACGGACAAGUCUCUGGCUCCAACAACCGCCAUCUCCUCCUCCUCCUCACUCCUUUCUCCCCCCACCGGGAUCCGAGCGACUCGGCUCCUCCGUGCUGACGGGAUGCCCAGAGAACUGACCCAGAACCGGACCCAGAAGAUCUGGGUGCCCGCCAAGGAUGACAAGCCGGCCCCCCGCAGAGCGGCUGGCGCCCCACACUUCGCCAACCCCCCCACCGUCAUCGUCAUGGUUGGUCUUCCGGCUCGAGGCAAGACGUACAUCUCCAAGAAACUCACCCGCUACCUCAACUGGAUCGGCAUGCCCACCAAAGUCUUUAACGUCGGGGAGUACCGGAGGGAGGCGGUCAAGAACUACAGCUCUUAUGACUUUUUCAAGCCGGAUAACGAGUGCGCCUUUAAGAUCAGGCAGCAAUGUGCCUUAGCAGCCUUGAGGGAUGUAAAGUCCUAUUUAAAAGACGAGGGAGGCCAAGUAGCGGUCUUCGAUGCCACGAACACAACAAGAGAAAGGCGAGACAUGAUCCUCCAGUUUGGCAGCGAGAAUGACUUCAAGAUCUUUUUUAUUGAGUCUGUGUGCGACGAUCCCGGCGUCAUUGCAUCGAACAUCAUGGAAGUGAAGGUGUCGUGCCCGGACUACCGUGACUGCAACACGACCGACGCCGUGCUGGAUUUCCAGAGGAGAAUCGAUUGCUACAAAACAAGCUACCAACCUCUUGACCCCGACCAGUACGACAGGGAUCUCUCAUUCAUUCAGGUGAUAGACGUGGGUCGGCGUUUCCUCGUCAACCAAAUCCUAGAUCACAUCCAGAGUAAGAUAGUCUACUACCUGAUGAACAUCCACGUCCAGCCCCGCACCAUCUACCUGUGCCGGCACGGAGAGAGCACAGACAACCUGGAGGGGCGGCUGGGUGGAGACGCGGGCCUCUCGCCGCGGGGCAGGCAGUUUUCAUCCGCCCUCGCUGGGUUUGUGGAGGAGCAGAAGCCCAAGGACUUGAAGGUCUGGACCAGCCAGCUGUGUUGCAGCAUCCAGACCGCGGAGCACCUGCGCGUCCCGUACGAACAGUGGAAGGCUCUCAACGAGAUCGACGCGGGAAUGUGUGAAGAGAUGACGUACGACGAGAUAAAGGAGAAAUUCCCGGAGGAGUUUGCUUUGAGAGAUGAAGACAAAUACUACUAUCGCUACCCUGCUGGGGAGUCCUACCAGGACCUGGUCCAGCGGGUGGAGCCGGUCAUCAUGGACCUGGAGAGGCAAGCAAACGUCCUGGUCAUCUGCCACCAGGCCGUCAUGCGCUGCCUGCUGGCCUACUUCCUGGAUAAGAGUGCAGAGGAGAUGCCCUACCUGAAGUGUCCCCUCCACACUGUGCUGAAGCUCACCCCGGUCGCCUACGGGUGCAAGGUGGAGUCCAUCUCUCUCAAUGUGGAGGCGGUGAACACCCACAGAGACCGGCCGGAGGAGAUGAGGAGGGCUCCGGGCAGCUUGCUCAGGCGGAACAGUGUGACCCCUCUGACCAGCCCCGAGUCGAACAUCAAGAAACCUCGCAUCGACGACCUCGACGAGGCUCCCAUCCAGGAGCUACCGCCAUCCGUGGCCUCGCUGGCACUCUGCAGCCCCUCCCACCUCCCUCUGGCCCUGGCUGGACAGCGCUGGCUGGGCCAAGUCUGCCUAACCUGAGGAGGAACUCCUCCGGCCUCCGGGACGUCCUGCAGCCCUGCCUAUAAACUUCACUGAUGAGCAGACUGCUGACAAAGGCUCUCUGAACACGAAGCAACCAGGAAGAGUUAAAUCAUAUAUUUUUUUCUUUUUUGGUAUAAUUUCUCAUUUAAUCACGCAAGUAACCUCAGUCUUUAUUAUUCAUGAAGGAUCAUGAUAUUUUUUCGCUGCCCAGUCAGAUAUUUCUGUUCAAAGAUGUUUCAUUACGAAUCAAGACUAUUUAUUACUUUCUUUUUUUUUGCCAUUUUCAAUUUAUUGUAUUUGUUUGAUGGGAAAACCUUUAACGUCCCGUUUUUUUUAUAAGACUGAAAGAGGAGAACUGUGACUCGUUCAAAUCGACGGUUAUUACUGGUAGGUCACCACAUCUCUGAUGGCUCUCUGUGAACUAGUCUCACUGGUUUAUUAAUUUGGAGAGACCAACUGUCACGGCAAGGUUAAAUAUUUCAAACCAUUCUUAACUUAUGAUGGCACUGUUAAUACAAAUGUAAAGGAUUCUAUUUUAGUUUACAUUGUAAAGUUUUUAAGACGCCCUGCUGUUUUUAAUGCACAAUUAUUAUUUUUUUUAAAAACCUGUGCAAUGGAAGAGCGUUAUGAUUUAAUCUGUUAUUUGACACUAUACAAAUGUGAUUAUUUUGCACAACGAGUAUACAUUUGUAUUUUAUUUUGUCAUGUCUCGGAGAUGGAAGUGAUUUUUGCCGUAGAGUGCCUGUAGUGCUUGUUUUGCAAGCCUGACGCCGCUUCUCUGGAAUCGAUUGCUCGGGAAGGGCCAACACGUGUCACUAAUAACUACACAUAAUAUAUAUGUAUGUGUAGUCUAAUAACUACACAUAUCACUUACAUUUUUUUUUAUUUUUCAGUGUGUAAGUUUUGACACUACAGUGCAUCCCGAUCAUUUGAAAGUUCUUUUCUUUUGAAGUCUUCUACGCUGCAAUGCUCCGCACAGAUGUAAGCAUAUAUUUUUGUUAUAUUAAUGCGUGCCGUUGAUAAUAUCUUUAAGUGUGUGUGUGUGUGUGUGUGUGUGUGUGUGUGUGUGUGUGCAUACAAUAUAACUGCAUAGGAGAUAAAUUCCCUUGUAGAAGUAUUUUUGUACUUAUGAAAGGCCCGAUCUUUAGAGAUCGAAGUUGCUAAUCUCUCUCUCUGUAAAACUUUUAACAUUUCUGCUCAAGAUAUUUGAAAAUUAGUUUUUUGUAAAAACUGUUAUCAUAUUUAUUUAUAUGUAAUUUUGGAUGCUUUGAGUGAAAGGAACCUUGUUUUGAUCUCCAAGGACUAUGCAUGAGUGGACGGUAUGUUAAUUUUUGCAUCUGCUGGACCAAUAAAUGAACUCCUGGAACAUUUA
Gasterosteus aculeatus aculeatus (three-spined stickleback) is the source of this 3166-nucleotide messenger RNA. It is a transcript of the gene pfkfb3, whose product is annotated as 6-phosphofructo-2-kinase/fructose-2,6-biphosphatase 3. Gene Ontology annotation, cellular component: cytosol. Gene Ontology annotation, molecular function: ATP binding; fructose-2,6-bisphosphate 2-phosphatase activity; 6-phosphofructo-2-kinase activity. NCBI's taxonomy places the organism in Eukaryota, Metazoa, Chordata, Actinopteri, Perciformes, Gasterosteidae. The record is from RefSeq and is a predicted model, not a curated record. Gene Ontology annotation, biological process: fructose metabolic process; fructose 2,6-bisphosphate metabolic process.